Penicillium daleae is the source of this 1086-nucleotide messenger RNA. Its product is annotated as endo-1,4-beta-xylanase. The coding region runs from base 1 to 1086 and encodes 361 amino acids. The record is from RefSeq and is a predicted model, not a curated record. NCBI's taxonomy places the organism in Eukaryota, Fungi, Ascomycota, Eurotiomycetes, Eurotiales, Aspergillaceae. Gene Ontology annotation, molecular function: hydrolase activity, hydrolyzing O-glycosyl compounds. Gene Ontology annotation, biological process: carbohydrate metabolic process. The transcript has 2 exons.
AUGCGUCCAUCUCUUGCGAUUGCAGCUUUGCUGGCUGGCGCAGCCCAGGCAGCACCUCACUCUUCUGGAAACAAUGGUAACAUUGAUCUCAAUGAGCUUGCUCAGCGCCGGGGGAAGCACUGGUUUGGAUCCGCUGCCGAUAUUCCUGGUACUGCGGAGACCACCGAUGCUGCGUAUCUCAAAGUGCUGAAAAGCAACUUUGGUGAAAUUACCCCUGCCAACGCCAUGAAGUUCAUGUACACUGAGCCAGAGCAAAAUGUAUUCAACUUCACCGCGGGCGACCAGUUCCUGGAGGUCGCCGAGCGCUUCGGCAGCAAGGUCCGAUGCCACAAUCUUGUUUGGGUGAGCCAGCUGUCUGACUUCGUUACGUCCACGACCUGGACCGCCGAAGCCCUCACUGCUGUGAUGAAGAAUCACAUCUUCAAGACUGUUCAGCACUUUGGCCGACGCUGCUACUCAUGGGAUGUGGUCAACGAGGCUCUCAACGGGGACGGCUCCUUCUCCUCGAGUGUCUGGUACGACACCAUUGGCGAGGACUACUUCUACCUUGCAUACAAGUUUGCGCAGGAGGCAUUGGCAGAGAUCGGCGCCGAUGAUGUGAAGCUGUACUACAACGACUACGGCAUCGAAAACCCAGGUACCAAAGCGACUGCUGUCCUCCAGCUCGUCAGUAACUUGCGGCAGCGCGGCAUCCGAAUUGACGGUAUUGGUUUGGAAUCGCACUUCAUCGUUGGAGAGACCCCUUCCCUUGCCGACCAACUUGCCACAAAGAAGUCAUACAUCAACGCCAAUCUGGAUGUGGCCAUCACGGAGCUUGACAUUCGUUUCUCAGCUGUGCCAUAUUACACGGCUGCCGUUCAGAAACAGCAGGCUGAGGACUACUAUACGAGCGUGACUAGUUGCUUGAAUGCUGGUCCUCGCUGCGUUGGUGUGGUCGUUUGGGACUUUGACGAUGCUUACUCUUGGGUUCCGAGUACUUUUGCUGGACAGGGUGGUGCCUGUUUGUUCAACAAUACUCUUGAAGCGAAGCCGGCAUACUACGCUGUUGCUGAGGCUCUCGAGGGAAAGCCUUGCAGUGUAUGCUAG